GCGUGGGAUCAGCAGAAGGCAUAAGUGCCAGUCCAGUGGAGACGAUUUGAGUGGCAUUCAGUUAGUCCUGCUAAUGUCCCACGUACUUGUGGUAUCCCUAACACUGUGCUGGGUCUAGAAGCUCACCAACAAAGCUUUUGUGUCGCUGAAAAUAGAUGCUUUUUAAUCUCGGUUGGCGUUCGAUUUGAGUCUAAGUGGGGGAGGCCAAAAUUGAGGCACUUGGAAAUUGGAAUGGUUUGGGGAAACUGCUACUGAUUCUCUGAAAUUUUAAAUAAUUUAAUCAAAAAUAACAGAAACAGUUAGAAAAGAUUUUGGGUUUAACUACUUCGGCAGUCGAAACCAGUUUGCCUUCGCAAUAAAUUAUGCGAACCGAGUGUCCUAGGCAUUUGAACAAGUUCAAGAGCGCUCUGGCGAAAUCGCAUCUGGCAAUGCCGGCCAGGAGUUCCCAGCAGACGUCUCCUGUACUCCGCUCGUCAGUGGGAGGCGCUGGCAUCCUCGCAUCCUGGCAUCAUGGCGCGUAUGAAACACAAGUCCCCAAAUCCCGACUGCCAAUUUUUCCGUGUUAAAUAAUUCAAGUACAUACACACACAGAGCGGCAGGCGGACAGCACGCAAACGCACACCAGUGUCCGAGGCCCGAAGUUUUCCGAACGAGAGCUUUCGCUCCCGUUACGCAAGAAAGUUUUCCGACUGCGAAGGAGAGCGAGUUCGGGUGGAACUUUCUCUACAUGUGUUUGUGUGUACAUGUGUGGGUGUGUGAGUGGCUUUCCCUGAAUGUGAAUGUGCUUGCUCCAAUUUCGAGAAUGGAGAUGUUACGCCGCAACUUCGGCUCGCAUUUUCCCGUUUUCCGAAUUUAGAGUUCGCUCGCCGGGCAAGCGGAUUCAAUACGCAAGUUUCAGUUAAGCGCGCCGGACGUUUGACUCGUGGUCCGUUCGAGGGAACAACGUCGUGCGUGCGUAGUAGUACACGACCAUACACACACACACAACCCCAUACAGAGCCGAGCUGCCGAGCUGGGAGCUCGUGGCGUGUAGUAAAACUCAUUAAAAAUCAACUUAUUCAAUACUAUUUCACGCACACGGGGCGAGGGAAAACGCGCGCGUUCAACAGAGGUCCCCAAAAACCGACUCAAGCGAAAUCCUCGUCAUCUUCGAGGGCGGACUCUAAAAAUUUCUGCACAAAAACGAACGGAGUGCGGCGGUAAAAGUUAAAUGUCGCGUUAAACUGCCUCGCGCGAUCAAUACCGAAAGAGGCAGCAGAAAACGACAGUCAAUUAAAACGGUCUUAGGGAAUACAUACAUAUUAUUUUUUCAAGGCAGAAGCAACUCUACAACUAGAAAAUGGAAAGCGGAUAAGGCCAUAACCGGGCAAAACAAAGCGAAGAAAUGAUACAAUUGGAACUAAGCCUUAGGACGUGGGCUGCAGCAACAAAAUACGUAUCAAAUCAAACCCUGAGAAGCAGUUACGAAACCACCGAAUCCGAGCAAGGAUAGAGAUACAGCGAAUUAGUAUACAGGGAGCAUAGCUCGAGUGGAAACCAAUCGAUUUUGGUGCCGCGAAAGCAGAAACUAUCUCGUAAAUUAGACAACUAAACAUAUCCCCUCCACGGUCCACAAGUAUAGUGGACAUCGCGUUUCAACCUCCUACCGUCGAUGCAAAUCAAGCAAGUUGGCUGCAACGAAAUUAAUGUGUGAUAGCGCCACCACAGGAUGUUUCCUGACCAGAAGCAGCCAUCGCAAGGAGAAUGGAAGAUCAGUUCCUGAUGUCACUGCCAGCCCGGGAAGAGCCCCGCCCGGCCCGCUGCCCGCCAACCAGGUGUCCUCGCUGGGCAGCCAGCAGCAGCAGCACCACGGCAACCAGCAGCACCAUGCCAACCAGCAGCAGCACCACGGCAACCAGCAGCAGCACCACGGCAACCACCGCGGCCCGGGCGGCAGCCUCUCGAACGCCGCCGGGGUCAAGGACCCGGUGAUGCUGCAGGGCGACUUCCGCAAGGUGAGCGGCAUCAGCUCGGAGAUCUUUCGCCAGAUCGAGGCGGUCGAGAACGACCACGACCCCAACACGGCGGCGGCGCUCGAGGCGGUGGAGCGGCGCGGCGAGAUGAUCGUGCGCGUCCUCGAGCCGCGCUGCAUGGGCAGCAAGCAGGCGGUGGACGCCGCCCACAAGCUGAUGAACAAGGCCGACGGCCGCCACACGGUCCAGCUGGUCGAGAUCGUCAAGCGUCCCGGCCAGACCCUCGGCCUCUACAUCCGCGAGGGCAACGGGGCGGACCGCACCGACGGCGUCUUCAUCUCCCGCAUCGCGCUCGAGUCGGCGGUCUACAACAGCGGCUGCCUGCGGGUGGGCGAUGAAAUCCUGGCGGUGAACCUGGUGGACGUGACCCACAUGUCCCUGGACGACGUCGUCAUCAUCAUGUCAAUUCCGCGCCGCCUGGUCCUGGCGAUCCGCCAGCGGCGCGGCAACCGGGGCACCGGCUCCCCCGGACCGCCGACCCUCUCGCGGCCGGAGCAGAAGCCGCCGCCGGUGGUCGUGAUCAAGCGGGACCUGAGGGACGAGGACCUGGACGAGACGGACCGGAUGCCGAGGCCGCGCUCAUCACGAGAAAGACGUACAGGAGACGGCCGCGAGAUGACCGAGUCGCGCUCCCGCCUCGGCCUGGGCCUCAACAACUACAGCCCGCAGUCGGAGCAGCUGGACAUGUACUACAACGCCCGCGGCGGCGGCGGAGGGGGCGGGGCCAUGGGCGAGCCCCCCAACUGGGGCUACAAGCCCCCGCCGCCGCCCUCCUCGGUGAUCACGGAGCAGCCGACGAAGGGGCACGCCUUCGCGCCCUCCCACGCCUACUACCAGAAUGCGGGCACCCUGGAGAGCCUGGCGGAGAAGGUGCACGCCUUCUACCCCGGCCAGCCUGGCGCCCCGCCCCCCGUGGGUCCCUCGCGCCGCAUGUCCACCGGCACCGGGAACGUGGGCCUCGCCCAGCAGCACGCCCGCUUCCCGCGCUCCGGCUCCGACCAGCACUUGCCGCGCGUCGAGUACGCCGACUACUCCAACUCCCUCGGCAGGCACUCGCUCCUGCGCUCGAGCCUGAAGCCGAGCACCGCCGGCGGAGCUCCCAUGCCGGUGGGUGGGGGCACCCUCGGGCGCUACGGGCGCUACGACCAGCAGCGGGCGGGCGUGUCCAAGUACGGGCCGCCGGGCGGCGGGGCGCAGUCGCUGACCCGACGCUCCCGGCCAAACCUGGACUACUCCAGCGACACCGAGGCCACCAUCGGACCGCGGCCGAGCUACUACUACUACAACAGACCCGCCAUCGGCAGCAUGCCGCGGGGGGCGGGCGGAGCCGGCGGCGGAGUGGGCGCGGCGGCGGCGGCUGCUCUGCUGGCCGGGGCCGCGGACCUCAACAAGUUCAACUCGCUGCCCAGGGAGCGGCCCGGGGUGCGGCUGCAGGGCAUCCGCUCCAGGAUGGGCGACCGCCUGGUGGACGAGAACGACGGCAACACCUCGGCGCCCGAGUUCGACGCGCGGCGGGGCAGGGAUCUGCGGCAGCGGAUCACCGCCAGCCCGUCCAUUUUCACGGCGGACGAGUACCGCGCCUGGCUGCGCAGGGCGCCCAGCAGCUCUGCGAUCGCGGAGCAGAUGCGGAUGACGCGGGACAUGUUUGCGCAGCCGCGGGCCCAGCGCUUCUCCUGCAGUGCGGAGAACAUCCACGACGCGCUGCGAAACACGGAGAGCAUCUACUCCAGCAGGACCCACAUCCUCGGCACCGGCACCCUGGACCGCAACAUGGGCCUCACCAGGCCCAUCUCGGCGCUGCCCGUGCGCUCCAUGUCCUCGCAGCACAUCGGGGGAGCGGGCUCCAUCCGGUCGCCGAGCAUCCGCCGCAUGCGGCAGCUGCUGGAGCUGUCCGCCGGCCCCGCCAGUCCCAGCGGCAGCAUCCUGAGCACAGGGGGCCACCAGAGCCCGGCGCCGACGCCCAGUGCGACGCUGCCACGGCCCCACCGCCAGAUCGACAUCAACCCGGCGGAGUUCGCCAAGUACAAGCUGGACAAGCCCAUCGUGGACAUCGGGGGCAUCUCGGGCAUGCUCUGGAUCCACCUGCUCGCCGGCCGCGGCCUGCGCACCGCUCCUGAGGGGGCUGGGGGAGCGGGGCCGCCGGGCCAGACCAGGGACCUCUACUGCGUGAUCGAGUGCGACCGCGUGCACAAGGCGCGGACGGUGGUGCGGUCCGGGGACCUCCAGUUCGACUGGGACGAGUCCUUCGAGCUGGACCUGGUGGGCAACAAGCAGCUGGACGUGCUGGUCUACUCCUGGGACCCGCAGCACCGGCACAAGCUCUGCUACCGCGGCGCCAUCUCGCUCUCGUCGAUCCUGCGCCAGUCGCCGCUCCACCAGCUGGCGCUCAAGGUGGAGCCCAGGGGCACGAUAUACAUCCGCAUGCGGCACACGGACCCCCUGGCGCUCUACAAGCGGCGGGGGCUGCCCAGCCUGCGGGCCGGCUACCCCACGCUCUUCGGCGCCGACCUUGAGACGGUGGUCAACAGGGAGUCGAAGAACGCGCCCGGCUGCGCGCCGGUGCCCAUCGUUCUGAGGCGCUGCGUGGAGGAGGUGGAGCGCCGCGGCCUGGACAUAAUCGGGCUGUACCGCCUCUGCGGCUCCGCCACCAAGAAGCGGCUGCUGCGCGAGGCCUUCGAGCGCAACAGCCGCGCCGUGGAAUUGAGCCCGGAACAUGUUCCUGACAUCAACGUCAUCACCGGCGUGCUCAAGGACUACCUCAGGGAGCUGCCGGAGCCGCUGUUCACGCGCUGCCUCUUCCAGAUGACGGUGGACGCCCUGGCUGUCUGCCUGCCAGACGACCCGGAGGGCAACGCUAAGCUGAUGCUCAGCAUUCUCGACUGCCUGCCGCGGGCGAACAGAGCCACGCUGGUGUUUCUGCUGGACCACCUCUCGCUGGUCGUCUCCAACUCGGAGCGGAACAAGAUGUCCGCCCAGGCGCUGGCCACGGAUGGGCCCCCGCUGAUGCUGCAUUCGGCGAGUGCGCAGCCGGGCGCUGACAUCGAUCACGCCCAGCCGAUCGCGGUGCUCAAGUACCUGCUGCAGAUCUGGCCGCAGCCGCAGGCGCAGCAUCAGCAGCUGGCGCAGCACAUGGGCGGCGCUGCGGGGGCGAUGAUGGGCGGCCUGGCCUCCGCCGGGAGCAUGAGCAACAUGGCCGGCGUUGCUUCAGGUCGGCGCGGCGAGUCAACAGGGCAGCGUGGAAGCAAAGUCAGUGCGUUGCCAGCGGACAGACAGCAACUUCUACUGCAGCAGCAGGCGCAGCUCAUGGCGGCGGGCAAUCUUCUGCGCUCGUCCACUUCGGUAACCAACAUACUCUCCCAAGGCCAUCCUCAGCUCUCAGCCACAGCCAACAGUCAUCUGUAUCAAUCAGUAGUGGGUCAGUUAGCUCAAUCGCAUCGAGCCUUGCAACAAGCGGUGCAACAGCCCUAUCCAUUGGGGGCCUCAGCGGGCUCAGCAACUCCCGACCCAUCGCCACUGCCACUUCCCGGCACACCCUCCCCCGGCAGUAGUUCGGCGUCGACGGGCUCGGGCUCCGGAUCCGGGUCGGGUAAAAGCACGGACACCAUCAAGCGCGGCGCCUCGCCCGUCUCCGUGAAGCAAGUGAAGAUAGUCGACCAGCCCUCCAGCCCCUACUCCAUCGUGAUGAAGAAGCCGCCGCUGCAGAAGGACGCGCCCGUCGAGAUCACCACCCCCACCACCCAGGCGGAGGCGGCCCUCUCCCUGGGGAGCAGCAUCGGCAUCAGCAUUAGAGACAAGGACAGCAACGGCGCAGCCGCCCGCCGGGGAAACGUGGACUUCUACGAGCCGCACAGGGCGCAGGCCAAGAGCGCGCUGGCCGAGGAGCCCAGCUACAGCUCCAAGCUCGCCGGCUUGGAGGCCAAGAAGAGCGGCUUCGCGAGCGGUGGCUACGCUCCCAGCAAGCCAAGUGCGAGUGCGAGUGCGAGUGCAAGUGGCAGUGGUCUCUUCGCCGGCGAGGACUACAAGGCCAUGCGAAACAAGUCGAGCGCUACGUCCAGCUCCAGCUCGUCGCAGGCCACCGUGCUGAGCGCCGGCUCCACGGCCACCUCGGCCCCGACCACCUCCUCGGACGACUCGGACGACCUGGUCUCCUACAAGUCCUCGGCCUCCACCAACGCGCUUCUGGCCCAGUCGCAGGCCAUGACCACCAGCCAGCUGAUGUCCAAGUAUCUGAAGCGGGAGCCGCGCGUGCAGUUCACGCCGAUCAAAUCGCCGGACUCGCCCUCGCCCCCGGGAGGCGGCGACGGUCUGCCCAAGGGCACCUACCAACUGGUCACGCCCAGCCCGGGGUCGUCGAGCAAGCCGGGCGCCACCACUGGGGCCAUCAGCAAGUACACCACCAGCUCAGCGGACUCGCUCUCCAACGCGAGCAGCCAGAAGUUGUCCUCGCCCUCGCGGCUGCCCAGCAGCAAGGAGACCAGCAGACCUGCGACGGCCAGCAGCUCCACCGCCUCCUCCUCGCUGGUGUCCACUGGGCGGCGGCUGUUCGACAGCCUGGCCUCCUCGUCGUCCUCGGAAACGGAGACCAAGACUUACGUAGGCGGCACCGUCGCGGCCAGCGCGGCCAGCAGCACUUCCACCUACGCCAACGACGCCAGGAGCUCCGGCAGCAGCAGUAAGUCGGCGCCGGGGGGCGGGGGGUCUGGACUGGGCUCCGAGCACCGAAGCUAUGGCAGCACGCUCUUCGGCAGCAGCGGCCUGGGCAGCAGCCACAGCAACGGCCACGGCCAUGGCUCCAGUCCCUUCUCCACCAGCACCACCGCCAGCAGCACCACCAAUGGCAACGGGCACGGCAACCACAACGCCAUGCACCUGUACGGCACCCUGCCGAAGAACGGGCCCUCGACGGGGGCUGCCCUGUUCGGCGGGUCGGGCAGCAGCUCAUACCACUCCUCGGGGAGCGGGGGCAGCGGGGCGGGCACCGCCAGCAGCAGCGGGGUGAGCUCCAUGACGGGCUCCACCAACAGCUACGACUUCUACACGAGCAGCAGCUCCGGCGGCAGCGGCGCGCGGCCCUUCGCCAACGGGGGCAACAACUACCACACGCUGGGCACCUACAGGGCCCAGUACGCGGCCACCAACCCCUUCCUGGACGCCUUCGACGAGAAGCCGGGCAGCAACGGGGGUGCCGGCGGGGAGGACAAGCUGGGCGGGGACAAGGGCCACCACAGGGCCUCCGUGAUGGCGGCCUUCCAGUCCUCGGGGGACUCCAAGAACGGGAGUGACGAGUACGACGACAUCAAGUGAGGCUCGAAAUGGGCUGUUGAUCGUGUCGGUCGCGGACUAAUUGCUGGCUUUGGGGGAUUUUGAACGCUUGCCUCCCUGUCCUGAUUAGAUUAGAUGUUUCUAUGCUAACGAAAGAGUGCGAAGUUGCAGGCCAUACAAUGCUGAAAGUUUUAUUUUGGAUGAUUUGAGGCUUAGAACCCUACAAGACUCUAGAGAUAGAUAACAACCAAUGCGAGUUAAGGCGACGUAGGGGUGCAAUCUCCACCCCACGGAAGCCACAACCCACGAAAACAAACAGAAUAGGAAAUUAUAUAAUCGUCAAGCUGUACGUGUACGUAUAUGUGUGUUUAUAAAAGACCCUCCUUAUAAAACGCUUGACAGUGGGCAGCCAUGCAGAUAACAUUAAUCCGAAUUCAAUAACAUUUACGAACAGUAUUUUUGAGUGAAGUAACACAUAAAGUGGGGACGUCAGCGUAUACAUUUAAACAAUACAAGGGGAAAGUCUUUAACAAAAGGUUGAUUGCGCAUUUAAUAUUUACAAACCACAAACCAGUUAUAUAAAAGCAUACACUCCUCUAAUCAACAUUAAAUUACGUAAAUUACAUAUUUUUCAAUAUUCCCAUUCCGCAGAAAUGUCUGUAUAUACGAAAAGCUGUCGUUCUGCCACUUUCUAGCUAGAACUAACUCUAACCGCAUCGUUUGCUAUGUGUGUGUUACACUGUGACCAACUUUCUAAUCUAUAGAACCAAUAUACACGACUACGACAUCCUAUCUAAGUUUAAUAUUGGACUACUUUUUGAGCAAUACGAGUAUAUUUGCCUAAAGUGUUUCUAUACGCCUCUUACAUUUACACGCGCAUAUAUACGAUCAGAGUCGGCCGAAUCGGCCCGGUCAAAAGGGAUUGUUCCCGAGCGAAUGAUCAUUCGUGUCCACGUAUGCAGACACCACACGGAUACUUACAUGCAAAUUACAAAUAUAUUAACCUAUCGACGAAUAUAUGUGCUUAGUUUUGUAUGAAACGAAGUCUGAUAUACACACUAAUAUACAACAGUACAGUGUAAUGUUUACAAAUAUUUAAACAUAAUUAUACAAGCAAUUAAAAGAUCGAGGAAAAACUAAUGCUAAACAUGUAUACUUAAAAUAACAAAUUAAACAAGUUUGGCGAUCAAGGAGUAUUUUACAGCAGAUUUUUUCAAAGCUUUUUAUAAUGUAUGACCAACUGUGCUUAACCCCAAUCUUAUAUCGAACCAGAUUUGUAUGAGCUCAUAGAAAAUUCAGAAUCAUAAAAUCGUCGAUGUAAAUACCCAGAAAGUAAUUAACCAAACUGCUAGUCGAAAAAUGAUCAGUUAAAGCUAGAUUUUAGUCAAAGGCGUCGGUGUUAGAUACAGAAUGCUUAGAAGCAGCAUAUAAAUAACCGCUAAACGAGCCGAAAAUAACAAACAUAACGAUUCAAAAACUGAUACAAUUUUUGUUAGCUACCUAAAAGCAUAAUCACUCGUCUUCAUGCAAGUAAAACUUCCUCCAGACACUCAACAAAAUCAAUUGAGCUAAAGAAAUCCAAUUAAUUGUAUUACAGUUUAUAAAAACAUUUUAUAACUAGUCGACAUUUUAUAACAAAAGCAGAUCUGCAACCACGAUUGUGCUUUAUUUGAAUUAACCAAUUAUUACCGAAGUAUUUUUUUAGUCCGAAAAAGAGAGUUCAGAUUUUAAAUAGCAAAUUGUUCGGUUACUUGUUGUCAGAAAUUAUUUAAACAGAGCAAAAGCAUUUAUGGUGUUAAACAUGAUUCUCAAACCAAAGAGUUAUAAACCACAACAUAUGCAACCGCAGGAAAAUCGAUUUUUAUAUAGUGAAUUGUUAAUUAUUGCGUAUGUCAAGUAGAGUUUUUAAAAUCGGAAGUGAAUGAAAGAGUUCGUUUGUGGCGGUCGCAACUUGCGAGUCGCUUUAGCUGCCCAGCCUGUUUACUGAUUUUAAGAUUUUAACGUUAACGUCUUACAUACCAAAGAAUCGUCAAUGUUUCUAAAUCUGUCGCCUUCGUUUUAAACAAGAGUAAUACUCUGAAGUGCCCCAAUAUCUCCCCAACCAGGUUCUCCUAAUUUCUUUACCCCAAAAGCUUUAAUCGUUGAACGACCCGGAGGUUUAAAUAUCAAAUAGUAGCCGAGGAGUAGGAGGAGAAUAUAAUUAUUAGAAAACCCGUGGGUUUAUUUGCGAAUCGUUGUGGCUUCUUAGUCGUAGUUGGCCUAGCCCUAAGGUGUGGAAGGCGGUGGUGAAUCGGAUGUCGUCAGUUGUUGGUGGCCGGAGAACGGUGGUUGGUGGAUGGUGGAUGGUGGAUGGAACAACUGGAAGCUGCGGCUGCGGGGGCGCAAGCUAUAGCUUUUACCGCUUUUAGCUGCUUUUCUGGCCCGUUCCCGUUCGGUAUGUACUUGUUCUUGUACUUAGAUCUCGUAAGCAUAAACUAUGGAAUAUAUAUCACUGUGUCAUAUCGUACAUUUAACGCAAGUAAAGCAACCAAACCGGAAGAUGGUAAACUGUUAACGCGAAGUAUUCACUUAUUAAAGUAUGUAUACAAACCUAAAUUACCGGCGGCCGAGCAGCAACUACAUAAUAUACAAGUUAAAUACAAAACUUAAACUUAACACGAUUGGCAGGCAACCAAGUACUACAAAUUGUAUAUGCAUUUAAAUUAGAAUAACUACGACUAACUAAACAUUAAAUAACUGAUACGAGAAUUAUUCCAAUUGUUAGCUGGCGAAUGACAACGGCAAAUGAAUUGAUAAUUAUGCUAACAUAUUAGGCAUUAAAGUUAGUUAACAGUAAAUGAAACAGAAACGAACUAAUUUACCGAAAUGUAUUGCACAAUAUCGAACACAUAUAAAUAUUAGCGAAAGUAUCUAAGGCUACAACAAGUAAUUCGCAUACGAAUAAAAUCGGAUACGUAGGCAAAAGUUACACAAUACGGAUUUCGUUUAAGUUAUCUUCAAAACUCGAUCUCGAAGGCGGAUCUGCAACUGACCGAUUUAGUGGCGGGACUCCCAAAUAGUUUGGUACUUAAGCAACGGUUUUGAUAACUUGGAUGGAACAUAGUCUAGAAAUAUAUAUCGAAUGUGUGAACUUAUGUAUUAAAUGUGCCUAGAAUUUUGUUUACCUUAGAACCACAAAGAUUCUUUCCGCCCUUGCACCUUUAAUUUCCGCCCAACUUUGAGAGCCUUUUGACUAACUACGGGGAUUUGUUUUGGGUUUUUUGAUCAAUGCGCAAAGAAUGCAAACGAGGUAAAGAUUUCUUCUGUCGAACUUAACAGGUAAAUGGAGACCAAAUGCUCAGGGCUUUAGCGAGUUAUACUAGGCGUAAUAUACAAAACCAAAACAAGGGGAGACCCACCUAAGAACUAAGUGCAACACAUCACGAGCAUACUCCAUCAAACGUUAGGCAUCUAAUUUGAAACUUUAGCUCUUGUCAGUAGCAGCAGAAGCGGCAGGUGCAACACCAACAUCAAGAACAACAACAGCAGCCACAACAGGAACAAUCCAGAAAACAAAUUUACAAAAUCCAAGCAAUCAAUUUGUUGAAAAGACUGAAAACCUUACAAAAUAAUGAAAACGAAACAAAACUUGAAUAACAACAAAACACUCCUAUUGCAAACGCAGCAAGUGCUUAAAGAAAUUGACAUAAAACCAGAAACAUGCGUCAACGAGUAUUUUGGAGAUCCCCAGUCAUAGGAAGUCUCAUAGUUUUCCUUCUGUUUGCGAUCAGUUAAAAGGUUUUAGUUGAUACAUUUUCUAGCGCGUCAUUGAACGAAACAACAUAACAAAUCUUAAAGUAAUAGUGAAUUAUUAGCGAAAAUGAUAAACAUAUUACCACCAGCAUUUUGCUACCUACUUAAUAUGCAAGUUAAAUAAUAAAGUGCAAUACGAAAUAGUCUAACAAAUAGUUCAAAACUUAUCGAAGAGAAGCAGAGUUUUUAAGUAGAGGUGUAAACAAUACCUAAUGUAUCUAUCGCACGGGGUGUUGUGCAAAGUUAAUUCCGACUGUAUUCAAUUUUAAAAUCAUUUUUUAAAAGACCCACCAUACUAGAAGGCGAAAAGAUAGCAAUUCAACUUAAAGUAAACGAACAUCCUUUUUUUUGGUAAGCCUUGUUCUUCAUUUGGUCCUCUCCAUACUAAUGGCAUUUGAACGAAACUCAAGCAAUUAGUAUAAAAUAAUCACUCAUAUGUAUAUAUCUCAAUAUCUUAUUGCGGUUCCACAUACCUAUAACGCAGCAAACAAGCUAAUCCACGACGGAGCAAAGAACAGAUCCCGGAAACUAACACGAAAUUGCGGGGCGUCAUAGGAGAAGAUUCCUUUGAGAGGAUAAUACUCUGAUUUACCACUGCCACAAAAAAAAAAAAAAAAAAAACAAGCAAGAAAAUUGUAACGUUUAUAUAGACAUUAAACAGCCAGUACAUUCGUCAUACAGAUACGCUUAUAGCGUAUAUAUUGAGAAGUGACUAAUUUGAUAUACGGACACGCCGGAAAUUUUCUGCAAUUAUAAAAAAUGCAUAAUGUAUUGGCGGACGUGGAUGCAGCGUCUGUGCGUAUGUGAUUGCCUAGUGAGCAAGUAAACAUAAAAUUAUAAUUUAUUCCGAACAAAAACAAUAACAAUUAUCGCAUAAUUAUGGAAACCAAAAACAUACAAACUAAAAUAGAAAGCGUUCUUUGCGUAAGAAUAAAGCGAUGUUACAUUAUUUAAUGAAAAUAUACAUAUAUACAUAUAAAUACAAAA
Messenger RNA from Drosophila ficusphila, 12053 nucleotides. It is a transcript of the gene RhoGAP100F, whose product is annotated as rho GTPase-activating protein 100F. Lineage: Eukaryota; Metazoa; Arthropoda; Insecta; Diptera; Drosophilidae. Gene Ontology annotation, biological process: signal transduction. The record is from RefSeq and is a predicted model, not a curated record. Gene Ontology annotation, molecular function: protein binding.